This is a messenger RNA of Vidua macroura (Pin-tailed whydah), 2411 nucleotides long. It is a transcript of the gene DHODH, whose product is annotated as dihydroorotate dehydrogenase (quinone). Gene Ontology annotation, cellular component: cytoplasm; mitochondrial inner membrane. The transcript has 9 exons. Gene Ontology annotation, molecular function: dihydroorotate dehydrogenase activity. Gene Ontology annotation, biological process: pyrimidine ribonucleotide biosynthetic process; 'de novo' pyrimidine nucleobase biosynthetic process. The record is from RefSeq and is a predicted model, not a curated record. NCBI's taxonomy places the organism in Eukaryota, Metazoa, Chordata, Aves, Passeriformes, Viduidae. Bases 125 to 1792 code for a protein of 555 amino acids.
GUCAGUCUGGGUAGCUGUAUGGGGAAGCUGUGCAUGAUGUUGUGGGCACUGUUCCUGGCUGCCUCCAUGAUGGCUCCAUGCCUGCCAGCAAAGGCUUUCUCUUGGGGAGCCCUCACUGGCCUUCAUGGUGUUCUCACUGGAGUCUCUUUUCAGUUUGCAGAAGGGUAGUGAUAAUCUGCCUGGGCCUAUGGGUGUGCGACUAGCCCCACAGAGGGCAGAGCUAGAGAGGCUCUGCUGCUGCCUCGGGGUUUUGAUGCGGCAGCUUUCCUCCCGAGUGCUGAGCGGCCAUGGCCCAUCGAGGUCUGGAGCUGGGCACGGAGGGAGGUCUGAUGGGAUACGCUGCAGCACCUUGUCUACCCUACCCGAGUCGCGGGCGAGGCACCCCGGCACUGUAACGUACCUGUUGGUGACGCCGCAGCUGUGCCGUGGCUGUGUGUCUGUCUGUCUGUCCGUCCGUCCCUGUCCGCUUCCCGCGGCUCGCGCCGCUGCCCCUCGUUCAAUAAAGCGCGGGCCGGGCUUCUCGUCGCCAUGUCUGCUGCGCCGCUAUUGGCUGGAAGGGUACGACCUCCGCCAAUCACAGAGGGGGCCCCCGGAAGUGUCCUCGCGUCUUGGGCUGAGCAUGAUGGCGGCGCCGCUGCGCGGACGGCUCCGGGCGCUGGCGCUGGGAGGCUGCGGGCUGCUGCUGGGAUCGGCGCUGGCGGCAGGCGACGAGCGGCUUUACGCGGCGGCGGUGAUGCCCGCGCUCCGGGCGUUACCUCCUGAGGCCGCCCACGGCCUGGCUUUACGCGCCGCCGCCCUCGGGCUGCUGCCCUCCACCCGUCCCGACGGCCCCGCGCUGGAGGUGCGAGUCCUCGGGCAGCGAUUCCGCAACCCAUUGGGCCUGGCUGCUGGCUUCGACAAGCAGUGUGAGGCUGUGGACGGGCUGUACAAGAUGGGCUUUGGCUUUGUGGAAGUGGGGACUGUCACACCCAAGCCCCAGGAAGGGAACCCCAAGCCCAGGGUCUUCCGGCUGGCAGAGGACGAGGCGGUCAUCAACAGGUAUGGAUUCAACAGCCAUGGCCAUGUCGUGGUGGAGCGCAGGCUGCGAGCCCGCCAGGAGACACAGAUGAGGCUCACUGGUGCUGGAAUGCCUCUUGGAGUCAACCUGGGCAAGAACAAGAGCUCUACUGAUGCUGCAGCUGACUAUGUGGCUGGGGUCCGGACACUGGGCCCUUUGGCUGACUACCUUGUUGUGAACGUGUCCAGCCCAAACACCCCAGGGCUGCGGGACCUGCAGGGCAAGUCUGAGCUGCGGGACCUGCUAAGCAAGGUGCUGGUGGAGAGGGACCUGCUGCCCUGCAAGCGUAAGCCAGCUGUGCUGGUGAAGAUUGCCCCUGACCUCACUGCACAGGACAAGCAGGACAUCGCCAGCAUUGUCUGUGAGCUAGGUGUGGAUGGGCUGAUAGUGAGCAACACCACUGUGAGCCGGCCCAGCAGCCUCCGGAGCAGGCAGCGCAUGGAGCCUGGGGGCCUCAGUGGGAAGCCCCUGCGGGAGCUCUCCACACAGACCAUCAGGGAGAUGUAUGCUCUCACUCAAGGCCGGGUGCCCAUUAUUGGCGUAGGUGGGGUGAGCAGUGGGCAGGAUGCCCUGGAGAAGAUCCGUGCCGGAGCCUCACUUGUGCAGCUGUAUACAGCACUCGUGUACCACGGGCCACCAGUGGUGGGGGCAGUGAAGCGGGAACUGGAGGAGCUGCUGAGGGAGCAGGGCUUCAAGAACGUCAUGGAGGCAGUUGGAGCAGAUCACCGCUGCUGACGUGCUGCAGAAUGAAGGUCUGGCUGGGAGGAGCCACGGCAGAGCAGGGAUGGGUGUGACAAUUCCAGUGCUGGGCAGACUGAGAUUGAGAUGAGGUCCUGGUUCCAUCCCCUGGGAAGGGUCCGAUGGGUGAAGCAGGGGCUGCACUGCUGGGCAGCAGGGGACAGGGCCUUCACAACAGUGCUGCUUUUUCAGGGCUGUGUUCUGGCUUCCCUGUGGACAGCAGAAGGGAGUGUCAAUAAACAUUUGGCUCACCGGCUCACCUGAUUCUGUGUGGUGCUCUGGGAACACGCCAUGGGCUGGAGGGAUGCAGCUUAGCUCUCCUCAGCUGAGCAGAAUCAGCUCUCUAUGUUGCUCUCACUUUCUCUGGUGGGAGAAGCCACCAGGCUAGCUGAGCUCUGGGAUGGACUGACAAAUGCAUCAGGCCUCCCCUGGCAGAGACUUCUGCCUGAGGCCAGGCCCUUGGGUGGGAGGGAAGGCUGUGAUGGUGCUGGGUGCCAGUACACAGCUAUUUUGGAGAUGGCUGCAGUCAUGUCCUGUCAGUUGUGGAAAGGGUGUGAUCAAAGGCGCUUCUGUCUGUUGGUUUUGUCUCUGGGAUCUCUGGUGCUGACUUUUCCUU